AAGGAUGUCGUCGGUAAAGACCGGAAGGCAAACGAGCAGACGAAGAACAAUGCCGCAUACCCCAUGUGUUAGUUUGUUGUGUCCUUCAGGCCCGGUCUUGGACGAACCACGGGAGCGAAUUAGGAAGGGGGCGGGGUGAAGUCAUGCAUUAUUUUGAGGCUGGUCGUUUGCGUGGGAAGGAACGUGUGUACCACUAAAAAAGUAAACGUUUGGGCAGAAUUCGAGAUAUUCUCGUCCAAGCAGGACAGGUGUACGUGUGAGUCACAGUUCCAAACUUUUGACCGAGACUCCGUCUGCUGCCAAAGCCGAGAGUGAGUCAUCCACCGCAGAGCUACACAUUGAAGGGAAUUUUGUGGCCCGAUGACGGUUUUUGAGGACACGGUGCCCAGCCCGGCGUACGCAGGCGACAUGUCGGCCCAGGGAGAAGACCCGGGGCAGAAGUUACGGAUGCGGCCGUGGCUGGAGCAGCAACUGGACACGGAGAAAUACCACGGCUUCUGCUGGCUGGACAAGAAGGAGAGAAAAUUCAAGGUACCAUGGAUCCACGCUUCCAGCCAGCACUUCAACCACAUGAAGCACUCAGCAGUCUUCAAGGCUUGGGCUGUUCAUACAGGUCGGUUCGACCCUGAGAAGUCUGAGGUGCCGUAUGAGAAGGUGAGUCUGUGGAAAACGUGGAAGGCGAAUUUCCGCUGCGCGCUCAACUCCCUGCCGGACGUGGUGGAGCUCCGCGCCGAGAACUGCAAGGCGAAGGGCGAGGCGGCCUACAAGGUCUACAGGAUCGUGGACAGGAAACCGAAGCGCAGGAAAUCCAGAGGCUCCCAGUCUCACACAUCGCCCCCGCCCGUGAGCCACAAAACCGGGAGAGUCGUGAAGAAGAGAUCUGCUCCCAUAAAAUCGAACUGCCGACACCACAGAGGGAAGCAGCUGGCGGCUCUCGUCAGGCAAACACGUGAAGAAGCGCCCCCUUUCGGAAACAUCGACCAGAACACUUCGGAAAAGUUGCCACCUGACCACGCGUACUACACCAAGUCAGGCGCACCGUCAGAUACCGCCGACAGUUUGCUGACCUUCCCGCCCAGCGUGCCCGAGGCGUCGCACGGUUCCCCCGCCCAGCCCACAGACCCCGGCUCCACCGUGUUCCCGCUCAGCUUCGUCAAGACCGAGUCUUCCAGCGACGACGGAAGCGACAGUGAUAACAACAGUGACAUCAGUGAUAACGUGCCUACAGACGAGGAGGUAGUCGAGGACGUACUAGGACUGGAAGAAACCCACAGCAACAGAGGCAACAGUCCCGCCCGCGAUGCAAACGAUCUGGAAGAGACUGUCUUUCCCAACUCCGAGUCCUUCCCAACCGCUUUCAUGCAAUCGCCGGGACAGUGGCCCUCUAGCGGAACCAUUCCAAACUGCAGCACCCCUGGUUGGCUCGCGUCCAACUUCCAGAACACCGCGGCGUCCUGUGCGUCCUCCUCGGCCAGCGGCACCCCCAGCCCCGCCGUUGUCGUCCAGCCGGCCCGCUCGCUCGACCCACUGACUAACACCGACAGCUUGCUGCCAACGUUAGGCAUCGACGAGUCAACCAUGAAAGAAAUAAUGAGUAUCCUCCUCAAAGCAAAAACGACCCCUCCCGGACAGACAGCGUACUCCACCACGCUGACGACAACCGCCAGGAUGACAUGGCAGAGCCCACAACAUGCUGGGAACUAUGGAGGACUGACAAACAUGGACCAGGGGAACAACGCGCCAGCACAGACAGAACUGAUGCAGACUUCGACCGCUUCUCCCAUCCCAGUCCCACGGACCAACUAUCUUUACACCACAGGUGGUUCAAACCCCAUGGACCACUUCAAUGGUGCCGUGCCGGUAACUUCAGCCCCUGCCCAGCCCCAGUCACUGCUACACAGUCUGGUCCAGGGCAGUCCCAAACUCAUCACAACUACUACUGUUAGCGGGUGAGCACCCCUCAAAACCAAAAUGGAACGAGCCACUUGUCUUCUACCCUUUGAAGAAUAACAAAGCUUUGACAAGCCUCAAAGGUGGUGUCACCUAUAGAUGUUUUCUGUACACAAUGUUUGUGAAGAGACUUAAAGUCGGUAAAUAAUCAUAUUAAAUAUGGCCAGUCAUAAAAUAUAAGUUAUAUAUACAUGCUAUUCAUAAU
Branchiostoma belcheri (Belcher's lancelet) is the source of this 2155-nucleotide messenger RNA. Its product is annotated as interferon regulatory factor 2-like. Lineage: Eukaryota; Metazoa; Chordata; Leptocardii; Amphioxiformes; Branchiostomatidae. The transcript is spliced from 10 exons. Gene Ontology annotation, biological process: regulation of transcription by RNA polymerase II. Gene Ontology annotation, molecular function: RNA polymerase II cis-regulatory region sequence-specific DNA binding; DNA-binding transcription factor activity, RNA polymerase II-specific. The record is from RefSeq and is a predicted model, not a curated record. Gene Ontology annotation, cellular component: nucleus. Bases 361 to 1953 code for a protein of 530 amino acids.